GUUUUUGCGUCUCAUGGCUGCAUCACUUUAACGCACGGAGCGCGUGAACGUUCUCUCUGAUCUCCACAUUUACACGGCUGAUUUCUCCUGUAAUUUCAUGGUUCAGACUUUGAGGCAGCUGGCAGAUAAGGCAGAUGAGCUCUUUAUACGAGGAUAAGGAGGAGUGCUGUGAGUUUGGCCUCUCUGGAGACCUCACUCAAGUAAACUCCGAGGAGUUGGAGUUUGAGUACCUGUUUAACUAUGAACCACGUGAGAGUGACUUUCCUUCUGGAGAUCUUAAAGAUGACACUGAUCUCUCCCUACACACACAUCCUUAUCCCUUGGACGGGCCUUCCUCCUACACCGAAAAUAGCACAGAGGCUCUUUCUGCAUAUGCUCAUCUGGAGCCUAAAAAUUACAUAGAGCAUGUAAGGUCUGCUCCCCAAGCUGUGAGUCCCAGGAUCGAGAUCACGCCAUCACGCGAGCAUCACAGCCAUGGGCACAAUUCACUCCAUGACCAGCUGGUGAAUGUUAGCCCUGGGCCUACACUCACUGUCCCUGGUCUUGACUGUGCUGCCUACCGUGAACCUCAGUGCCUGAGUCCAGCGAGCAGCAACUCCUCUGCCUCGUGGCACUCUGAGACUUACUCGCCCUUUGCAUCACCCUGUGUGUCCCCAGGUAGUGGGCAGGCCGUGGCUGGAGAGCUGUGUCCUCGCUUUCAAAACAUCCACACAGGGUCCCCUCGCACCAGUCCAGGCACAUCCCCCCGCACCAGCCUGGUCGAGGAGAACUGUUCAUCCUCAAGGCCCAGUUCGCGUUCUACAUCGCCUCAGGGCAAACGCACUUACGACAUGUACAGAAACCCCAAUCUGGUGGCUGUGGCUCGAUCAAGGAGUCCUUCGCCACAUGGCAGCCAUAAUGACCGCCAUUCCAGCACCCAUUAUGGUUCCAACAGCCUCACAGAGGUUGUUAAUGGGUUUGGGCCAGGGUCAGUACCCACAAAAAUUGUGAGAUCCAACCCGACAGCUUACACUAUAUACCCAGACAACCAUGGAGAGAACUACCUGGUGGAGCAAGAUGUCAAGACCAAAGCGGAGCCAUACUUUGUCAUUCCAUCAAUCUGGCCCAAGGUGGUGCCUGGAAUCUGCAGCAUCCCUGUUACCUCUUUGCCUCCUCUGGAGUGGCCUCUGCCCAGUCGCACAGACCAGUAUGAGCUGCACAUCGAGGUGCAACCCAAACCACACCACAGGGCACACUACGAGACCGAGGGCAGCCGGGGGGCUGUUAAAGCUCCUACUGGGGGGCAUCCAGUGGUUCAGCUACAUGGAUACAGAGGCAAAGAGCCCCUUGGGCUGCAGAUCUUCAUCGGCACGGCGGAUGAGCGAAUCCUGAAGCCCCAUGCCUUCUACCAGGUGCACCGCAUCACAGGCAAAACUGUGACCACGACCAGCUACGAGAAGAUUAUUAAUAGCACAAAGGUGUUAGAGAUCCCGCUAGAGCCAAAGAACAACAUGAAAGCAAUAAUCGACUGUGCUGGGAUUCUGAAGCUCAGGAAUGCUGAUAUAGAGCUCCGGAAAGGCGAGACGGACAUCGGGCGGAAGAAUACUCGUGUGCGCCUGGUGUUCCGCAUCCACAUUCCCCAGCCAGGGGGUCAAUACGUGUCUCUCCAAGUGGCCUCUCUUCCUAUAGAGUGUUCCCAAAGAUCUGCACAUGAGCUGCCCAUGGUAGAGAAGCAGGACAUGGACAGCUGUUCAGUGCUCGGAGGUCAGCAGAUGAUCCUGACCGGGCAAAAUUUCAGUGCUGACUCCAAAGUUAUUUUUACGGAGAAGACCCAUGAUGGACAGCAAAUUUGGGAAUUGGAAGCCACAGUUGACAAAGACAAAAGCCAGGCAAGCAUGCUGUUUAUUGAAGUGCCACCUUACAGAGACCCAACCAUCUGCCAUCCUGCAAAGGUGAAUUUUUACGUGAUCAAUGGGAAGCGAAAACGCAGUCAACCUCAGCACUUCACAUAUACACCUCUGGCAGUUUCUACCAUCAAAACAGAACCACUGGAUGAUUAUGAAUCUGGACAAAUUGGAUAUAUGAUGUCCCAGACAAUGGGCGUUUCCCCACACACCUAUUACCAUCAUAACCCUCGUUCAGUUCUCAGCUCGGAUAAUGGCUUACUCUCCAACAUGGCUUCCUGUCACCAAAAUCAUUCUGGAAUUUCCCCUUCAGAACCCUGCUUUCAGCAGCACAUAGUGUACCCUCGAGCUGAGAAAAGCAUAGGGCCCAGUUUAUACAUUCAAACAGGAGUCAUGGUGCCAGAAACCCAUCGUUCUGUCCUGGUCCAUACUGGUUCUCCAGCCAAGUCAGCUCACUCGAUUGGUCAGCAUCCUGUCAUCCAGUUUUCCCCCACCAACCAGCACUUGUUAAGAGGCAGCGAAAAUAUUACUCCACCAGCCCAGGAACAGCAGAACCUUUACUGUGAUGGCUACAGCCCAGAAGGAUCACAGACAGCAGUGGCUUCACGUUCUCCUGCUCCAGCACAAUCUCCCCAAAGCCAGCAUUAUGCCACUGUCAUUCAGCAACAGUCAUACACAAACAGGCUUCCAAAGGACAAGUCACCUCCUGGGCAUGUCCAUCCACAAAGAUGUUCCUCGGCUGAGGAACAGAGAGCCCCUCCUCCUGGACGAGUCACUGUCAAGCAGGAGAAUCUUGACCAGGCCUACCUGGAUGAUGUUAAUGAGAUCAUAAGGAAGGAUCUAACAGGAGUGCACGGCCGAGGACAGACAUAAAGCAAAGGAUGCCACAGGAAGUGUGUGGGACUUGCAGUAGUGCUUUCUUCUCCCUAGAUGAGUUUGCAGUUUGCAGGCACUUUCACCAGCACUCACCCGGGUUAUUUUCAACUCGAAUUAUUUCUCAUUUCAGAACCAUUUGAUGCCAAGUCCAUUGUGAUUCAUAGCCCAAGCAAACAAAUACCUUUUAAACCAGCUUUUAAAGCAAAAGUAAAACUCAUUUUAUUUUUCUGUAAUUGCCUAUUUCAUGCCUCACCUUGGUUAACUCUUGAGCAUAGUACGGAACAGUUAGAAGAGUUGCUUCAUUUUAAAAUGUUGUGUAUCUACCGCUGUCUGUCCUCUAUUCUCAAAAAGAUUGCACAAUGAAUUUUCAAAGAAAGUCAGAUUGAGAUUAUUUGAGUCAGACAGCUUUUGUUUACGCAUGAUACUUUAAAUAAUUAGCAAAUUAAAUAGCAGGCUAUAUUUUUGAUAAAUGAUACCAGUUCAUAUAUCAUUUUCAUAAUGAUUUUCAUAAAGAAUAUAUGUGCACUUCUUGCCAGUUAAUUAUACUGACUUGUACAUAGUUUUACUUUGAAUUGGAUUUUUAUUGACAAGAUGUAAUAAGAUAUUUUUUUACAACAUCUGUAUAUUUUCUUCUAAUGCAUUAGCAUCUAUUGGGAUUGAGUGCAUACUUAAUAUCUACAUACAACUCCAAACGGAAAACACAGAGCAGAAUCUAUUUUUCGCUAGCAAACUGUGUUACGAUGUCUUGUGCCUUUAGCUAAGAAGCAGUAAGCAAAACUUUACAGAAAAGCAGAACAAUGUAUUCUCAGUUUCAUAUCUUACACAGGCUAACAUUUCUUGCACUACAUUCAGACUCUUAACAUCAUCUAGGGUUCUCUAGUUCAUCUUGUGCUUUGUAUUUCUACCUAGUUUUUUUUUAUACUGAUACUGCUACAUCUCUGACUUUUUAUUCAUUUUUAUAGCUAUUUACAGCCAUUUUAUAAAAAUCACAGCUUGCACAUGAAGUUUCCUUGUUAAAUAUUUUUAAUAUAUCUUUUUACUUACUAUUAGUAUGGUUAUUGUGUUUCAUCUCAGAGUUGUUUUUUGCCAUAGAUAAUAUGCUGAGCAUAUGAAUGACAGUUUAAAUUGAUUUUUAUAAUCUAAAUUUAAGACUUUAAAGAUAUCAAUUUCCUCUAAGUACAUCACAUUUAACCAAAGCUUUAAUUUGAAAAAAAAAGAAAGAAAAAAAAAACCUUUAUUGUUUAAUUAUACUGUAUGUACAGACAGGUGACGAGUUAAGCUUGGGCCUUUAUCUGACUAGCCACAUUUAUCCCAUGACUUCUGUCCUGAUGGUAGUGGUCUCUUGUCCAGGUGCACACUUCCUGAGUGGGUUCAUGAGUAUAAAAAUUGCUGACCUAUGGGAGAAUUCCGACUCGCUUGUUUGUCCAUCAUGCAAACACGAAUUAAUUAAACAGUUCAUGAUAUUUACUUAUGAUAAAGCAUGAUAUUCAUUUCUCUAAAUACACAGUUUCAGUGACAUUAGCCAAAAGGACUGACUGAUGGCACGACUUCUCAUUAACACACUUUAUUUAGAUUUUUAUAUUUAAUUUUUCACCUGUCUGUAUGUAUGCAAUUUAUAACUAUAUAUAUAUAUAUAUAUAUAUAUAUAUAUGUAUAAAUUAUUAUUAUUAUUAUAAUUAUUAUUAUUAUUAUUUUAUUUUUUAUAACUCGAGCCAUUUAAACAUGGUGCUCUUAACAUCAUGGCAAACCCCUGAAUGUAGAUUAAUUUGAAACUGUAAAUACAGUUAAUGAAAUAUUUCCUUUUGUUACAUUUAGUGAAUAGUCAAUUUAAAGUAGAGACAAAUAAUUUUAUGAACUGUCAGUUGUUUUCUUGCCAUCUAUUGUCAUAUAAUCAUGGUUGUAAUAACAUAUGAACUGCAAAAUAGGUCAGCUAUUUUAUUAGAUUAAUAAAUUACUUAAAUAUAAUGCCAAUGUUUGCCAAAGAGAAGCUGAUAUAUCUUUUGUAUGCUUUAUGUAAAGGCUUUAUACAUGCCAGUUUUACUUAAUCCAGUUAUGUAUGUGGUGAAUGUUUAAUAACUGAUGUCUGUCAACAACAUACAGCAAUAAAACUGAAGAAUUUCUUCUA
Molecule: messenger RNA, 4884 nt
Organism: Clarias gariepinus (North African catfish)
Lineage: Eukaryota; Metazoa; Chordata; Actinopteri; Siluriformes; Clariidae
Gene: nfatc2a
Product: nuclear factor of activated T cells 2a
Exons: 10
Coding region: 135-2756 (873 amino acids)
Biological process (GO): regulation of transcription by RNA polymerase II; cytokine production; calcineurin-NFAT signaling cascade
Cellular component (GO): transcription regulator complex
Molecular function (GO): RNA polymerase II cis-regulatory region sequence-specific DNA binding; transcription factor binding; DNA-binding transcription factor activity, RNA polymerase II-specific
Source: RefSeq, a predicted model, not a curated record